AUUUCGCGACAUAUCGUUCGGGAUAUUAAUCUGGAUUUUGUUAUUGCUUUGGACACGCUCUUAGAGGCUUUCUAAAGAGCUUUAGAGACGGAAAUGCGUCUAAACGUCUGUAUGGAGUAUUUCAUCGCUUUUAUAUUUAUUCUUUUAAACAAAACUGUCAGUUGUCAGAAAGGGGAAAUCCCUGAAUGCAGUCGUGGGGGUUAUACUGUUCUUCAGAGCCCGUACCGAAGCACCAGAUUCAGCUCCCAGCAGCUGCUCCAGUCUGCCCUGCAGGAGCUCGUUUGUGAUCAUUCACUAUCUCCCGGAUGGUAUCAGUUCCAGAUAUUUGAUAAGCCGGCCCGUAUGCCCACCAAAUGUGUGGAGGUGAAUCACUGUGGAACACAAGCCCCAGUGUGGCUCUCUCUGGCCGAAGGAGAGACUCUCCCUCGCCCUCUAGAGGUGAAGCAGAUGACAGCCUGCGCUACCUGGCAGUUCCUCGGAAGCGCUAGUAAAGACUGCUGUCUUUUUCGCCUGCCUGUCACCGUCCGCAAUUGCGGGGAAUUUUAUGUGUACUUACUCCAACCAACGCAAGGAUGCAUGGGAUAUUGCGCUGAAGAGAUGUCCGACUCCAAUCAAACCAGCUGUGACGGGAGACAAAGGAAUAGUGAUGGAACUUGCCGUGAACUACAGCCCCCCUCUUCUGCAAUACCUCUGAUAGUUGCUGAGCUCUCCGGCAGCAGUGUGUUCCUGAAGUGUAAGUUUGCUGACAGUAGUGGGAACAGCUCUCUGGGAUAUGUGGUGACAUGGUGGCGACUCUUGCCCGAGGGCACCAGAGAAGAGCUCAGGAAAGACACUACAAUAGAGACUUUUGCUUUCAUUGAGCUGGAUGGAAUUAACCUGCGACUGGGAGACAGGAUCCAUUGCAGUUGCACUAGUUUUUUUCUGGAGUCUCCCGAUAUGCAAAGCCUUCCUGUGGAGAGUGAAGAGUUUUACGCAGGCAUCCAAAUGAAACCACAAGCUGUCUCUAUUUCAGAAGAUGGGAGAGAGUAUGAACUGACAGUGGAGAGCACAGUACCUUUACCAUGUUCCUCACAGAGAUGCACUUUACUUUUGCAUCUUACCUCUAGUAAUCAAGAUUUGUCUCCAGUGGCAGAUGAGAAGGGCCUUGGCGUUGAUUUAGUCCUGUCCUCCUGUGAGGUGGAGCUGUCUCAAACCCCAUGUCAUAAGGGAGUCUGCAGUCAGGCAUCUGUGCACUACAGUGCAGUUACUGAUAUAUGGAAUGAUGGAGACCGAAGCACAGAAAUACACAUCAAACCCAUAAUCAGCACCAACUUCUUGUGGAACGGCUACACGCCUCAAAGUGUGCAGAUUCUAGUAAAGGACGUUCCAUCUGCUCACUGUUACACUUUUACGGACCCCCACAUCAUCACAUUUGAUGGCAGGAGGUAUGAUAAUUACCAGAUAGGCACCUUUGUGCUGUACAGGAGCACUGCUCGGCCGUUUGAGGUGCAUGUGAGACAGUGGGAAUGUGCCGGCAUGACCGCCCAUCCCACCUCGUGUGUCUGUGGCUUUGCGGCCAGGGAUGGUGGUUAUGUUGUCACUUAUGACAUGUGUAACGGACUGGUGGGAGAGACAAAGCCACGGCUCUCUGUGAAGAACAGAGACCUGCUAAAGAGUGGAAUCCGUGUCAAUGAGUCCUACCAAGGCCGCAAAGUCACUAUUACAUUCUUGUCGGGGGCAUUUGUGCGUGUGGAUGUGGCUGACUGGGGAAUGAGUCUGACUGUAAGGGCCCCAGGCUCUGAUCAAGGCCACACUGAAGGCCUGUGUGGAACUUUUGAUGGAAAGCCAAUGAAUGACUACCACAAAGAGGGAGGACAGUCUGUGGAGGACAGCACUUCUUUUAUCAACGCAUGGAGGUUGACACCCAGUAGCAGCUUGUUUGACAAGAUCCCCAUCUAUGAAAGCAACUCCAGUCUUCCUGAGUACUGCCAAUGUCAACAAGAGAAACACCAAUCAUCCAGCGGAGCAUCGCCUCAGUCCACCGUUUCCUCUAAGUGUUCUUCCUCUACCCGCAUCCAAUCUCCCUCCAUCAUCCCUACACUGGACGUAACAGCUGAAUACAUGAAGUCUGCGCAACUUCAUAGCGAGACGUCUAUCCCUCCCCGCAGACCGACGCACUACCGUCCAGCACAGCGAAGCAGAACAAACACUCAGAGAUCCCAAAUUCAGAGACGUGUUAUGAAUCCCCAAAGAUCCCAGAGUCAAAGACGUGUUAUAAACCCACAGAGAUCCCAAACUCAGAGACGUGUCCCAAGCCGAAGCUCCAGAUCAUCUCCAAAACAACCAGACCUUGAGGAGUCCACGUAUAAUUUCCCAGAGGACCAUUCUUCAUCGAAUUCACCUGAACCACUGGUACCAUCCUGGCCUACUGAGUCAGGCCUGACAGAAUCCAAGGCUCGGCGGCUCUGCGAGGGAACCCUGAGGAACUCCACGGUGGGGUUGGGUUGUGGGCAUCUCCUGGGUGAGAUUUUGGAGCAGGCAUUGGAAAUGUGUGUAGUAGACCAACAACUGAAGGAUGAUCAGACCUGGAUAGGAGCCACCAUGCCCCUCCUGGAGAAUGAGUGUGAGAGGAGGGUGGUAGAGGAUGUUGGCAGGAGGAAGGAAAACCAGGACAUUCUGGCCUCCCUUAGGUGCCCGAGCUUGUGUAGCGGGAACGGACAGUGCACAGAGUGGGGCUGCUCGUGCUUCCCUGGAUUUGGCUCUUAUGAUUGUAGCCAGGUGUCUGAUGAGACUCCAGAGAUCACAGAAUUGGAGAAUGGAGGACUGUGUGAUGUCCGUUAUGGCGUCUGUUCCUCUGUUAGGGUUCUUGGUCAAGGCUUUAAAAAGUCCUACAAGCUCAAAUGCGAAGUGGUGAAGGAAAAGAUAGUAGACGGUGAAUGGUCUUUGGAUGAUGCUCGAUUGGUGCCCGCCUCCUUCCAGAGUUCUUCCUCAUUAGAGUGCCAACUCCCUGUGGAUGACCCACAAUCCCCCGCCACUGCUCACCAACCAGUCUUACGCUGGCAAAUCAAAGUGUCUAAUGAUGGACACAGCUUCAGCAAUGCAAAGAUUCUGACUCUUUUUGAUGGCACAUGUCAGAUUUGUACGUUCAGCACCUCGGUUAUCUGCUCACUAAAGAACAGAACAUGUAAUAUUGAUGACCUGUGUUAUGGAGAGGGGGAUCACAGCCCGAGCAGCCCGUGUUUGACAUGCAGACCGCGUCUUUCCACGUACAGCUGGUCCGUUGCUGAGAAAAAUGAGCCACCUGUGUUUCACACUGAUCAGUCCAGUCUGAAGACAUUCUAUGGAGAGGAUUUCGUCUAUCAGUUCUCAGCCACUGAUCCGGAGGGCUCUGCGGUUCUCUUCACACUCAAGUCAGGACCCAGAAAUGUUGUUCUCUCUCCAGCUGGCCUGCUCAUCUGGAAAUCUCUGUCCACCAAACCGGUGACCUUUGAACUGGCUGUAACUGAUGACUGUAAUGCAGAGACACGUGCAGCGGUGAAGGUGUCAGUUCACCCAUGUGACUGUGAGAAUGGAGCUUCCUGUGUGACCAACAUUAACUUCCCCCCGGGGACUGGUGAAUACCUGUGUGUUUGCCCUGCUGGUCUGGAGGGGGACAGGUGUGAAGUUGAUGUGGAUGACUGCAGGUCAAACCCAUGCUUCUCUGGAACAUGUGUGGAUGGACUGAACUCCUUUACCUGCCACUGUCCAGAGGGCCUUACAGGUGUAAUCUGCGAUGAGGACAUUGAUGAAUGCUUAUCAGCUCCAUGUUACCCAGGUGUUUCUUGCAGAAACACGAUGGGCUCAUUCUUAUGUGGACUCUGUCCUGACCACCUCACUGGAGAUGGAAAGACCUGCAGCCAAAAGACAGUGGUUGAAAUUGAUGAAGACAGUCAUGGAAUUACUUCAGAAAGUGAGGUUAACCUCAGCUCCUUCAAACCCAAGCUUCUUCCAGGGCAGAGCCCAUGUGCCAGUCGGCCAUGUUAUCCUGGAGUCCAGUGCUUUGAGAGCACAUACACAUCUGCUGGUUACAUAUGUGGUCCGUGUCCUCCUGGGCUCAGCGGCAAUGGACAAACAUGCUUGUCAAGGACCGCAAACAGGCAGACACCAUUCAGAAAGGGUGACAGGCUCUCUGAUGUCACUUCCUCUUUGGCCACACCCUCAGCUGAACGUCCUAUUGGAGCUGAACGAUCUCCUCCUAGGAACAAGUGGACCUCAUCUGUUGAUAGGAAGACCACCACACACACCCUAGACCAGAUCGACACGAAUGCAAAAGCAAGUUCAAGUAGAGAGCAGCUGAAUGAAGAAGAAUUGAACCCUGAACACGCUGAGGAUAACAGAACCUGUGCGGACUCCCCGUGUUUCUCUGGAGUACCCUGUGAAGCGGCUUCGUCUGGCUCCUUCAGAUGUGGAAACUGUCCACACGGCUAUAAAGGAAAUGGAAUUACCUGCAAACCUGUGUGCCGUUACCCUUGUGGUCAGAAUAUGGAGUGCUCACAGCCCAACACUUGUACCUGUAAAGAGGGUUACACUGGAUACAACUGCCACAUCGCUGUGUGCCGACCGGACUGCAAGAACAAAGGAAAGUGUAUGAAGCCCAAUGUGUGUGAAUGUCCUGCAGGGUACAACGGCCCCACCUGUGAGGAAGCCAGCUGUGAUCCGCCUUGUCAACACAGUGGCCGCUGUUUGUCCAGAAAUUACUGCACUUGCCCUUACGGCUACGUGGGACCAAGAUGUGAAACUAUGGUGUGUAACAGACAUUGUGAAAAUGGUGGCGAGUGUGUGUCACCUGAUGUCUGUAAGUGUAAGCAAGGCUGGUAUGGACCAACGUGUAACUCAGCCGACUGUAAGCCUUUGUGCUUAAACGGAGGGACUUGUAUCAAACCAAACAUCUGUGCUUGUCCUAGUGGCUUCUAUGGUUCACAGUGUCAGAUAGCUCUGUGUAGUCCACCAUGUAAAAACAGAGGCCAGUGCAUGAGAAACAACGUGUGCUCCUGUCCUGAAGGAUACACUGGGAAGAGAUGCCAGAAAAGUGUGUGUGACCCCAUGUGCAUGAACAACGGAAAGUGUGUCAGUCCAAACACCUGUUCCUGUCCAUCUGGGUGGAGAGGAGAGAUCUGCAACAUCCCGGCAUGUUUACAGAAAUGUAAGAAUGGUGGAGAGUGUGUGGGGCUGAACACAUGUCACUGUCCAGCUGGAUGGGAGGGUCUGCAGUGCCAAACUCCAGUCUGUAAACAAACAUGCCUCAAUGGAGGGAGAUGUGUGUUUCCAAAUUUCUGUCACUGCCGUCAGGGUUACACUGGACCUUCCUGUGGUACUAAAACUAGGUGAGGAAGAUCUGAAAUUGAAGACAAC
This is a messenger RNA of Sinocyclocheilus rhinocerous, 5370 nucleotides long. It is a transcript of the gene vwde, whose product is annotated as von Willebrand factor D and EGF domains. Gene Ontology annotation, biological process: anatomical structure development. Gene Ontology annotation, cellular component: extracellular region; cell surface. NCBI's taxonomy places the organism in Eukaryota, Metazoa, Chordata, Actinopteri, Cypriniformes, Cyprinidae. The coding region runs from base 94 to 5346 and encodes 1750 amino acids. The record is from RefSeq and is a predicted model, not a curated record. The transcript has 32 exons. Gene Ontology annotation, molecular function: signaling receptor binding; calcium ion binding.